Messenger RNA from Limulus polyphemus (Atlantic horseshoe crab), 2035 nucleotides. Its product is annotated as C-reactive protein 1.1-like. Bases 137 to 862 code for a protein of 241 amino acids. The transcript has 2 exons. NCBI's taxonomy places the organism in Eukaryota, Metazoa, Arthropoda, Merostomata, Xiphosura, Limulidae. The record is from RefSeq and is a predicted model, not a curated record.
AUAUAGCUUUAUAUAAAGCAUGGCAUAUUUGCUGAAGUAACAAACACAUUUGGUUUAUUUCUCUCCCAAGCACAACUUAUCUGAGGAACUUGAUAAUUUGGUGGAAGAAAAGGAAAAAUUCAUCUAUUAAAAACAAAUGAGAGUUUCAAUGGCUCCCUCUAUUAGAGUUACUGUAAUCUUCGCUUUUCUGUGGUUGCUAACCUGGGCCUCGAAAGAGUGUGAAGCUUCGACUAAAAUUGUAUUUCCUCCUUCUGACAAUAAAUCUUUUCCACGCUUGGUGAUGGUCGGGACGUUACCCACGCUCCGCGAAUUCACAUUAUGUUAUUGGUUCAAAGUUCAUCGCUUGGACAGAAGACUUCACAUAUUUUCGUAUGCACACGAAUCACAAGCCAAUGAAAUUGUUUCUUUCAUAGACGACGAGGUUGUUGGUAUAGCUGUAAGUGAUGGAGCAAAUCUACAAGUUUCGUGUCCUUAUUAUCUAAGACCUGGAAAAUGGCACCACAUCUGUUAUUUCUGGUCUUCAUGGGAAGGUGAGGCUUCGCUAAUUAUCGAUAAUUUUGGUUGUCAUGGAAAUAAAACUGGCAUGGCCAAAGGAACCAAAAUUCGACCAAAAGGCGUAGUUGUUGUGGGACAAGACCAGGACAAACCAGGUGCUGGAUUUGUUGUAGAUGAUAGUUUUGAAGGAGAAGUGAGUGAGCUCCAUUUUUGGGAUUCGGCGCUGAGAAGUGAACAGGCAUUGCGCCUAUACAAGUUUGCAGACAAGUCGGAAGAACAUCUUCAAGGAAAUCUGAUUCGAUGGGUAAAAACCCCUUUUCAUGUGUAUGAUGGUGUGAUAGUUUCUUCUAACGAAAAUUUUGAAUAAAUGUAGUUUGUUCCACUUUUAGACAAAAUGUCGUUAAUAACAUAUUCACAUCUGUUGAUGAAUUAUUCGUCAUGGUUUUCAUUCAGGAUAUGAGCAAGCUCGUAAUCGGGUAUGCUUAGGCUAUAAAUAAGAGUAAUGACCUGAACACUUGUAAUAAUGCCUAGCUUAUCUUCUUUUUCUACUAUCCAAAACGUUUGUGAAUCUGCCUAAGAUUAAGCGAAAUAAGAUCAUGUUUUACUUUAUAUGAGUUUCAUCCAAAGUAUUGCUUAACUAAUAUUUUUUUCGAUUUAUUUUUACUGCUGAAAUUUUCAUUUGUUUUUUAUUAAACAUAAAACUUCUCUAUGGGCUAUCUGUUCUAUGUCAACCGAAAGCUGAUUUUUAGCGUUGUAUGCUUUCAGAUUUACCGCUGAGCAACCGGAAGCAACUACUGAAGUAUUCCAUUAGAUUGUACAUAAUUUCUACAUUGACACUGAGCAGAAAAUUUUGGACAUGGCUACAAGAUUAUUUUAUACAUAUGCACAUCGAAUAUGUCAAAGGUUAUAUUCGUUCCAUUGGAAUUAAAUUAACAGGACUUGUUAAUAAGUUGUACUAUAAUACAAAUUUACUUGGGUUUUAAAACUGUAUAGAUACGUACGAGCUAUAAUUUCUAAGGCAAAAGUUCAUAAAGCAAAAAGUACUAUGUUCUGAAAAGAAUCUAUUUAAUUGGUUUGUUAGAUUUUUAAGUAAGAAGCAGAAGUAGUUCAGACACACAGAAAGAAUCAGGGAUAAGACUUUCAAGACGGCUUAUAUUCCUUGCAAUCAGGGACAUUCUUCUAGUUGCUUAUCAAUGCUUAUCUCAAACUAGAAAUGAAAUUUCCUGUUUGUUUUAAUGUUCUAUACUAAAACCUUGUGAAAUGGGAAAAAAACAUAUCAGUAUUUAGUUAUUGCCAAAACAUGCCACAACAAUGUAUACAACCUUAAUAGAUCUUCAUACGUACAUAAGUGAGUCUAUUCAUGCAAGUUUUCGGUUACUUGUUUAGAGAAUUAGGAUAAUAAACUUAAUUAUAGUAAUUCACCUGAGAAUGGGUUGUUCGCUCCACUUUUCGUAAAAUAAUCAACAGAGGAGAGAAAAGGUUUGUUUUGUUUGCUAUGUAAAGAACUGUUUAUUUUUGAAUAAAAUGUAAUUGCACCUUA